Caretta caretta (loggerhead turtle) is the source of this 12351-nucleotide messenger RNA. RefSeq names its product gamma-aminobutyric acid type A receptor subunit alpha3 (gene GABRA3). NCBI's taxonomy places the organism in Eukaryota, Metazoa, Chordata, Testudines, Cheloniidae. Gene Ontology annotation, cellular component: membrane. Gene Ontology annotation, biological process: gamma-aminobutyric acid signaling pathway; monoatomic ion transmembrane transport; chloride transport. The record is from RefSeq and is a predicted model, not a curated record. Gene Ontology annotation, molecular function: extracellular ligand-gated monoatomic ion channel activity; GABA-A receptor activity.
CUCCGGGAAGAAGGGAUCUGCACGGACAGGGCUGUUAAACCCUCCUCCAGAGACUGGGGAGGGGAGGGAAUGAGGCAGGUGGGGAGGAGACUUUUUCCUUUCAUCUCCAAUCUCAGAACGGCUAAAGAAGAAUCUCAGGCAGCCGUCCCUACAAUAAUACCCCUGUCUGCUGUCUCUCUGGGCUUCCUUCCCCCGUAACAGAUACAAGAAUACCAUACUUUAGCCUCAAUUGAAGCAACAGAGGUUUAAAUGCUUUCAGCUCAACCACUGUAUUCAGAUACUGCUGGAACAGCAGAGCAUUCAAGCUCAGACAGCCGCGAACUGAAAACCCAAGCCUACAGAAAAGGGAGAGCAAAAGACAGAAGGAAAGAAAGAAAGCAGGAAACCCAACGUCAACAAUCCCAUAACUCGCUCCAGCUCAUUCAUUUUUCUUCUCCCGGCAGCUCUGGGGAAGGGAUCGAGUGGCGUGGUCUCAGAGACUCUCCUACUCUCCAUUGCUGCGUCUUGAGGACAUGGCGCUGAGCAUCCCAGGAACUGUUCCUCUCUGUACCAUUCGUCUUGGAAUUCUACUCAUGGCGUAUGCUUUCCCUGCUGAAGCUGGGCUUUCUCAGAAGCACGGUCCAGAUAUUGUUGAUGACAGCAAGGACAAUAUCACCAUCUUCACACGCAUUUUGGACCGGCUGUUGGAUGGGUAUGACAAUCGGCUGAGACCUGGACUCGGAGACAGCGUAACUGAAGUCAAGACAGACAUUUAUGUGACGAGUUUCGGCCCUGUCUCAGACACAGACAUGGAAUACACCAUUGAUGUCUUUUUCCGGCAGUCCUGGAGAGACGAGCGGCUUAAGUUUGAUGGCCCCAUGAAGGUCCUCCCCCUUAACAACCUGCUGGCCAGUAAGAUCUGGACUCCUGACACCUUCUUUCACAAUGGCAAGAAAUCAGUGGCCCACAACAUGACCACACCCAACAAGCUGCUGCGCCUGGUGGACAAUGGCACCCUUCUGUACACCAUGAGGUUAACCAUUCACGCUGAGUGCCCCAUGCACCUGGAGGAUUUCCCAAUGGAUGUGCAUGCCUGCCCGCUGAAAUUUGGGAGCUAUGCCUAUACGAAGACGGAGGUGAUCUACACCUGGACGCUGGGGAAGGAUAAAUCAGUGGAAGUGGCCAAAGGUGGAUCUCGCCUGAAUCAGUAUGACCUCCUGGGCCAUGUGGUCGGAACAGAGAUGGUCCGAUCCAGUACAGGGGAAUAUGUCGUCAUGACCACGCACUUUCACCUCAAGCGGAAGAUUGGGUACUUUGUGAUCCAGACGUACCUGCCCUGCAUUAUGACAGUCAUCCUAUCACAGGUUUCCUUCUGGCUUAACAGGGAGUCUGUUCCCGCCCGGACUGUAUUCGGUGUCACCACCGUUCUCACCAUGACCACACUGAGCAUCAGCGCCAGAAACUCCUUACCGAAAGUGGCGUACGCGACGGCCAUGGAUUGGUUCAUAGCCGUCUGUUACGCCUUCGUGUUUUCUGCGCUGAUCGAGUUUGCCACUGUCAACUACUUCACCAAGCGGAGCUGGGCCUGGGAUGGCAAGAAGGUGCUGGAGGCCCAGGAGAUGAAGAAAAAAGAGCCGGUGGUGCUGGCCAAGAAAGCCAACAACACCUACAACAUCGUGGGCACAACGUACGCCCUCAACAUCGCCAAGGACCCCAGCCUGCCCACCAUCUCCAAGAGCGCCACCGCCACCGUGUCCCCCAAGGGUCCCCGCGUGGAGGAGAAGCCCCCAGAAAGCAAGAAGACCUACAACAGCGUCAGCAGGGUGGACAAGAUGUCGCGCAUUGUCUUUCCUGUCCUCUUCGCCAUUUUCAACCUGGUCUACUGGGCCACGUAUGUAAACCGGGAGUCAGCCAUCAAGGGCAUGAUCCCCAAACAAUAACCCAGCCACACAAACCUUCCAUCUAUAAAUGCCAUCCAGGCAGGAACUCUCGGGGGCUUUCAUCUUCUUCUUUGUUUGAUUUUUUUAUUAUUAUUAAUAAGCUUAAUUUGACUUAUUUUGAUUAUUAUUAGAACAUUUUUAAUGUAAACAAAACUGUGAUAUUUAUUUAACCCUUUUUUGGUUUAUUUUAGUUUAUUUUUGCUGUUGAUGAUAAAAAAGGAUCCGAAAAAAAGUGUGCCUCUAACAUCGUGGGUCUGAUGUUCCCCCCGCCCAUGUCUCUCCCUCUCCACUCCCUGUGAAAUGAAAGCUGCUUGCAUGCUGUUUUCAUUCCAUGCUAAGCUGGUAUGUUUUUCAACCUCACUCCCACCCUGCGAUAGACUGCUCUGGUUUUGUGGAUCCCUAUUGCUUAGAGACUCCUGGCAACAUAGGGACUUCAAGGAUGCAAUGACCUCUGUGGACAUCCUGCCAGUUGGGCUGACUUACUGUGUUAUUCUUUGCUUUAGCUUUAUUCUGAGAGCAGCGACUGGUUUGUGAGCUGUUCAGGGAGCUGCAUAGCCUCCACUGCAAGGCAGCCUCUGUGUUACCAUAGUCAGCUGCCAUUAGGGGACAGCCAUGUAGCGUUCAUGUUUGAACACAAAGGGUGAGGCCGUAGCUGUGGUAUAACUGGCUGUAGUGUCAUGUAGAAUUCUUCAGGGCUGCCAAUUCUCCAUCUUCACCCAAUCAUCUGCCUUACAUCCUCCUUCCCUCUCUCCGGGCAGAACCGAGCACCCCUGUCAGAGUAUCCUCUUCCACUGCAGUUCUACCACUCUCUCCUACUGGAGUGAAAACAAGCAGGACGUUGGUUAUUUGUGCCUCCAGAGGGCACCUCAUAUGGUGCUUUCCAUUAGACAGAGAGAUACGUAAGUGUCCUCAGGGUGAAUCAGUGAUUGAUCUCCUUGAGGAGCACCAGAAGCAGAAGAGAGGUUUCCAAAGCCUUGGAAAGUUAUAAGCUGGAAGGGAAUGUGUGGGCUGUUGGGUGGCUUUAUUUUUUUCCUGUUGUUCCAAUCCCCUUGCCUCCAUCUCCUCCUCCUCUUGAUUAACUUUUUGCCUCCCCACUCCCAUUCCUCCAAAAUCAUCCUUUCUCCUGCCACCAGCUACAAGCUUUUACAGACCUCACCGUUAGCAGCAGCAUGGCACCGAGAGGUGCAGUCCCACUGGAGCCCAGCCCAGGAAGCAUCUUUGCUUCUAUAGGGUGGAGACCUAGUGCAGUGGCAAUGCUGGCCCUUGGCUAUGAAAGAAUAAGACUGUCUCCUGACAAGGGGGAGAGGAGAUCCUGCCUUGGGGGCAGGGGUGACAAGGAGUUGUGACCCGUGUAAAUCAGGAGUGACUCUAUUGAAGCCAAUGGAGUUUGGCCAGCGAGAUCAGAACCAGACCUGAAUCCCCAGGCUGCUCCCUUUGAGAGAGGCUUUUACCCCCUCCCACCAGCCGGGGGCAUCCAUACCUUCCCCAACAGCUGUGCCGAUACGCUGGGAUCCCAGCUGUCCUUUCCUCCUCCCAUCCCCUUCCCCACUAGUCUGGACAUACUGACACACUGCCCAACCAUCGAGAAUUACAUGCUGCAUCUGGUACACCCUCCUGCCCCCAGCCAGUGCUGAUUCUUCAGUGUCACCUUCAUCUGCCCCCGUGCAGUCAUGUGGCCUCUGCGAGGAAGCUUGGUGGGCAAAGGCUUAAUUGAUUAUUAAGAACAGUACAUGCCCUCCUGCAAUAUUCAUGGGGACUGCAGGACCAGAGCAGGGAAGCACAGGGAAUUUAGGGCUAGACUGUGCAACCGUUGCUCAUGUGGACGAGCUCUUAUUACACAGACAUGCUCCCACAGCUUCUUAUCCCUCCACUGUCUCAAUGGCAGCAUUGCUACAACAGGGGGAAGGGAAGGACACAUGCUACUGAGCUGGCUAUCCUCUCACAGCCACUGCAACAGGAGCCUAGGAAUGGCCAGACUAGAUCAAAUCCAUGCUCCAUCUGGUGCACUAUCCUAUCUCUGACUUUUCCCAGCCCCGGAGAAAGAUGCAAGAACCCCACAAUAGGCAGAUGUGGGAUAAUCUGACAUCCACAGGCUUGCACUCCCCUCUGCUCAAGGGCGAGUGAGGAGCAUACAGACCCCGAAUGCAUCUGACAUUUCCUCAGUGCCUGUCAUGCCAGAGAGCUGACUCAGCUCCCAGCAAGGGCUUGCCUCACCUGCCGCUGCAGGAAGUGACGCUGGGGUGGGGUGCGGCAGCUGUGUCAGUUUACAUCAGUGACAGACAACGAAAAGGUGACAACAUCUAGGGUACAUCAGGGAGGCUUCAGAGGACCUUCAAGUGUUAGAAUUUGCCAGGAUUUAGGAGCUAACCCCACAGCUUUUGCCACCUCCUCUACUCUGACACCACUGGGUUCUAACACCAUUGCUGUCACAAACAUCCUUUCUCUAAAUUACCAUAUCCCACUAAAGCCAGCCGUGUGGCAAACGGGCUACUCUAACCCCCCAGGUGCUAACACUGUUAAGUAUUCCAAGCACUGCUAUUUUAACACCCCCGGAGCUAACAUUAUCCCUGCCACAAACUCCACCACUAACACCACAGGGGCUAACUGCUAACGGGCUCUUUCAUGGCCACCAGGGGGCAGCCCUUUGCCAAGGGUCGGUUGGGUGUUUUGGAAAGUAUUUCCAGGUCAUUUUCUUAACUAGCCAAGACAAAGGGAAUGUCAUAAAACAGACGUGUUGCUAUCAUAGUCAAGCCUAAGUGAGUGAAAUAGAAACCCUAUGAAAGCAAACGCAAUAAAAUGGUAACUAAAGAAUAUCAGGUGUUGACGAAAGGUCUUCUAUUGAAUGCAAACUUAAACAUGGGCCCUGCAAUGUCACAAUUACCUCGGUAGUGAUAAGCAACAUGUUCCAGCUGGAUAUGCGCAUUCAUCCCCUUCAGCUGUUCUGCCAUGGGAAGCACAGAUCCCUUUGUCCAACGUCUCACUAGGCACGUUCUUGCUGCUGACAGUCCUGCUUCCUGGAAAUGUUCUUUGAUGUCUGUUUAUUAUAACUCUCGCUAAAUUAUUUACAAAGCAAACAUCUAGGUUAAACCAACUGAAAACUGCCAGCAGCUCUCAUUAGCCACUACACGGCAUCUGAAAAAUGCCACGGCCAGCAGUAGAGUGAGCCCUCACCUCCCCUACCCCUAACUGGGACACUGAUUCCGAACGGACACACAGGGAAGUGUGCUACCUACUGAGUUAUCAGGGCCACAGCCUGGCUGUUCCCUGGAACUCUUCUAUCCACAAGGCCUUGGUUGGUGUCUCUCUGAGUGAGUGUCAGGGCAUGUUUUCUUAAGGUGACUUUUGGAAACUCUCAUUCAACAUGGAUGUUCUUAUCUGUCUCACCCUCAGCCUUCAGAGUGCUUUUCAUGCCCAUAUCUAGCACGAAGCCUUUCAAACCCUUGUUUUCUGAAUCCCGGAUGGUUAUUCCUACAGAGAUGGCUAGUGAUGGUGAGGUGAUAAUGGGUCACCCCACCAUGUUACUCUUAGAUUUUAGAUGUCUGCCUGAUAAAUUGCUCACUUUCCAAGUGUGUGUUAACACUGAGCAAAAGCCAAGUGUGUUCCCACCAAAACCUGGCACUGAUGCGUGCUGCAGAAUGCCAGCUGGAGGCAGAGAGACUGGCAUCCUUUGGUUAAAAAAACAACAAAACAAACAGGAUUUGUAGUUUUUCUUCCAAGGGAGGAAGCAUUUUGGAAAGAUAGUUAUAAAUAAAUAAAUAAAUAGUUAUAAAUAAAUGGUUUAACACUCCCUGCCAGCUGACAUCAGGAAACAGAGAAUGUUCUUUUCUUUUGGAGGCUGAGAUUAGGACAUGUCCUUCCAGUUAACACUAGAUUGUUCAUCAACUUACCUUUCUAAAGGAACCCCAGAUAAGGCCUGUGCUUAACACUAGCUUGUAGAUUAUUAGCAGUCAUGUUUAUUAUGGUAGUGCUUAAGGAACAACCAAGAUUGGGUCACCAUUGUGCUAGGCACUGAGCAAGCACAGAGGAGUAGAGACUUGCUUUGAAGAGCUUAUGCUCUAAACCAACAAGGCAGAUACAGGAACUACUAGAGCUGGGCAGAGAAGGGAAAUGUUAUCUCAUGGAGGAAUUUGAUAUUGGGUCAUUUGGUUUUGUUCUGUUUAGGAAUGAAACCCCAACAUUUCAAAAUUCUCCAUGAAAGAAAUUUUAAAACCCACCAUCUUGUUUCAGGUACAUCUCAAUGUUUUGUGUUGACUUUGGCCUCUUUUAGUUUAUAUUGUAUUAUAAUAUAUAUAAGCCACAGUUUUAAAAAAUCAAAAGGAAAGGAAAAAUCUAAAUAUUUUAUUUGGAAAAUGUCAAAACAGACCAUUUUGACAUUGGUAGAACGUUUCCUCCCUCAUUUUCUGCUAAAUGAAAUUUUGGCAAAGUUGACAAUUUCAUUAAGUGCUUCACUUUCAACAGAACUGCACCCUCUGAUGGAAAAUGGUUCUGUCAAAGCGUUUCUGACCAUCUCGAAAUAUAACAUGCAAGCAGAGUGAUCAAUGUGAUGGUGGCAAACACUAUGCCAGUGCUAUGAUUUUUUGGGGGGUGGGAGUUUAGUUAGGGAGGGAUUAGCCAACAGAAAGACAAGGGAAGGGAGAAGCGGGAGGGGGACAGAGCUAGUGAGAAGAGGGCAGGGAAGAAGGUCUGAGGUGGAGUGAGUCUGCAGUGAAAAGAUAGUGUGAUGGGGUGGGAGGGGACUGAAGCAAACAAGGGCAGUCCAGUCAAACUGUAUGAAUUAUCAUGAGUGUCCAGCAGUCCCUGCUUUGGCUGCUUCUGCAGCUGUUGUGCAGGCAUCAGUCUCUGGCUGGCUCCCCCCUGCAGUUUCCCAGACCACACAGCUGAGGAUAGGGGAGACAAUAGUAAUGGAUCCUUGAUAAUGCUCCUCUUCUAAAGGAAUGAAUAGGCAAUCAGGGAAUGAUGUCACAGUGCAGAGGGUCAGUGGUAUAUUCCUAUGGGCAGACACGGCCAUGUAUGUCUUGUGCAGACCAGGAAGGGUUUCUUGGUCCAAGCCAGUUAGACUGGUGAGAGAUCCAGUACCUUUAUGAACCUCAUUUGAGAUCUCCAGUGUCCCAAGUGGAGCUAGUGGCACCUUAGAGACUAACAAAUUUAUUUGAGCAUAUAAGCUUUCGUGAGCUACAGCUCACUUGCAUGCAUCCAAUGAAGUGAGCUGUAGCUCACGAAAGCUCAUGCUCAAAUAAAUUGGUUAGUCGCUAAGGUGCCACAAGUCCUCCUUUUCUUUUUGCAAAUACAGACUAACACGGCUGCUACUCUGAAACCAAGUGGAGCUGACACCUUAAUCUAACUCGCAUGGCAUUAUCCCACAGAGGGAGCAAGGCCUAUAGAGAGAGGGGUCCUGUUAAAGGGACAUUACUGAGCAAAUGGCUUUACUGGGGAUAGACCUGCCAAAAGGAUAAACCUAUUCAAGGGGCAGAUCUGUGAAAAGCAUGAAGCUGCUCUAGAAAUUGUCUUUUUACAGAGAGAGACGUGCUUAUGGGAUAAGAUUGUUAAAAGGACAGAGUGGUUUAAUAUAUCAUGCUGUUAAAUGCAGGGACACUUUAAAAGGAUAAACCUGCUUAAGAGACAACAGUGUUAAGGGGACAGGUGUGCUCAAGAGGUAAUGCUGUUAAAGAGAAAGAGCUGUAAAGGAAAAUGUUUCUUAAAGGCAUAUGCCUACCGAAGGGCUAGCACAGUUAGCACUGUUUAAGGAAGCGGCAUCUUAAAGUAGUCCAUUACUCUGUGUGUUGGCAUGAGCUGUUGAAUCGGUUUAUGCUGUUCUGAAUUUGGGUACUUGACAAGUCAAGAAUUUCUCAUGCUAUCUCAGAGCAGAUCAAUGGAUGGUGCAGCCAAAAGCCAGAAGUACCUGGAUGUGGUCCUCCCCACUUUGGUCCCAUCUCUCAUGUGACUCUGAGGUGUCACCUGCCCCUAGAUCAAAUGCCCUCCCAUCUCUCUCUCUCUCUCUCCAUCUACAGUUUUCAGGGUCUUUUGUGGUUUCCAGCAAGGGGGGAGGGCUGAGCAUUCAUGAAAACUUAAACACUUUAUUAAUGCCGAAGUAAAAACAAUCCUCUCCUUGUGUCAAGCUAAACUGCUCCUGAAGGCGGUUUGGAAAGAGGCCAUGGCUCUGUAUGAUACUGGUGGCUUCAAGGCAGAAAUAUUUAGUAUUUGACCUUGUUAUUGUUCAGUCAGCCAAGUGCUUGGGGGUAGGGGGGGAGGAGUUGUGGCUCACAAGCUCGGUGUAUUUAAAAGUAAAAACACUUCCUCUCUAGAGCAGGGGAAAUGUCCAUUUUUAUUAAAUUCUUUCUUUCUCUGCUACAUCUGCAUAAAAACAGGGCUAAGAGAGAUCCGAGUCCCUCUCAGAUCCUCCCCAAAUUGCCCGAGGACAGCAGAAAGCGUGGGGAUGAGAGAGAACGAAUCCAAUCUGUAUUCGGGGCGCGGUAAUGGAUUGUUGGCUGGUACCAAGGACACUGCCAGAAGGGCCUCCAAGCACCUGUCAGGAAAAUGUACUGACGCAGGGCACAACUUUUACUGACUCUGCCCAUUCAUUACUGACAGGGACAGUAGGACGUUGUCAGGAAGGCAGCGUGACUUUCAAAUGCCCAGCUCACUGAAUGCAGUUAUUCUCUCAAAAAUGCAGUUAGCCAAAUGGUAUGCAGAGCUGGACUAUCCAGUAAUGCCAGCUAGCAGUUCAGAACAUGCUUGGGUGGCCACACAAAGCCACAAACCCUUCUCCUGUUGGCAUCUAUGCCCAGGGGAGAACAGAAAUCUUGUUUAAUUGCUUCUCUUCAUGGGGGCUGUAACCAGAGUCCGUUCCAGCUAACUACAGCAAUCCUGUUCCAAUUCUUGUCUUCUGCAGCAGGGGAUUGUCCCCAGGCCCUGUUCCAGCGAGACACAGAGAUUCACUUGUGUUUCUUUUCUUCCUGCUGUCAGGGUCUGUUGCAGCUGGGCACAGGAAGUCAUUUAUGUUCUCCUUCCCGUGGCUUUGCACAGCGUCAAUGCCAGGUGGGCACAAAAAACACACAAGCAAAAACAAAGUUAUCUCCAUGAACUAAUCAAGCUUUCUUCUGGAGGCUAGGAAGGAACAAAGAGAGAGAGAGAGAUUGUGAUUGCUAAAUACUUGGGAGUUUUUCAGACCCUGCAGUGGCAGGGGACAUACAAACACCUAAUACAGCCAGAUAGAUAGGAGCAAUAUGUGAAGCGGUAGUUAGAGCAGGCCUCGGAAAUAUUGCAUGUGACCAGAAAUAGACACAUAUAUAUGCCUUGCUCUAUAGCCACAUGCACACAGAGAGCAGGGUAACAUGAUAGCACAGUAUGGUGUCAGUGGUGUAAAGGUUUUUUCGGACUGACCAGCAUGACUCAAGAGUGAUGAGCAAGACAGGCAAAGCAGCCCAUACCACCAGGUGUUCUCUCUAGAGACCAUGAGUGUGCAUGUAUAAUGCUGACAGACCCCAGUCGUAGACAGGCAGGAUCGAACCUGGGACCUCCGGAGCUUAGUGCAUGAGCCUCUACCGCAUGAGCUAAAAGCCAGCUGGCUGAUAGCUAAAGCUGUAGAACAGACUAAUUUUCUCUCUCUCUUUAAGUGGUCUCGGUGCCACUAGAUGGGACAGACCACCACACCCAGCAUGUGACCUCUUUACUGUAGGAGUCAACCCCAGUCUGCAGGCCCAGCUGCUUUCAGUUCUAUUAUGGUUUUUUAAUCUGCCCUGCUCCAUGUUUACCUUAUUUUCUGUCCCUUUCUGCCUCUCAAGCUUCCUAUUCUCCAUCUUCUUGGCUUCUUCUUUUCCUCAUUUCCUACUUGUUCCUUCUCUUGCUCUCCACCUCCAUUCAGUCCUUCUGCUCCUAUCUUCCCACUCAUUCAUUCAUUCUCUUCCUCACCCACAGCCAGUCAUCUCCACCCAGCCAGCCACACACCCAGUAGGCCAGUCACCCAGCCUUACAUUCAGUCACCCAGGCUUCUCUGUAUCUCUGGAGACAAACUGGGCUUGCAACCUGACUGCUGAGGGAAACAUGGGAGGGGGCCUGGAGGCCUGAGGAGAAGAUGCUUCUGGAGCGGGGCGGGACAGAGUGCCCCAAGCUGCUGCAGCAGACAGGGCAAGGAGCAAAUCAAGCUUCCGGCACCAUCAAAGAGCUGGGGUGGGAGCAGUUCCUGGCUGUGGCCAAAAUGGGGUGCUGCUAUGCAAAAGUUCAGUACAGCCACCACCCUGUAGCCGGAGGUGAAAGCACACUGGUCCUUUCACCAGACAGCUGCUGGCCAAGUGGGCUGAUGCCUAUUUGUCUGGUUCUCCAAACUGAACCUGCAUACUAAUUAUAACUGGGGCCAUUGCAGGUUAGGCACUUGGGGUCUUGUGGAGCAAGACUAUCAUACAGUAUAAGCCAAAGAGAGGUUGUGUUGAUACCCACCUGAACGUAUAAGAUGGACAACACGUAGCUGUUCUGGUGUGCAUUAACAACAGUGGAUCCUCUUGCAGUGGUGGCCUGGUUUAACUCCCUUACCUUCUUUUCUCUGGCUUCUCUGUCGGGCACCAAGAAUGAUUACACCCCACGCUUCAGUUGCAUCAUCAGCUGCCAUGGUUUCUCACAUUCCAUCACAGGACAGCAGGAUGUUUUAUACUACAACUAGUUAUUGCCGGGGGUCACUGUAUGAUAUAUCUAGAAAGCCAAGAAUACCACCAAUCACAAACAAAUCAGGUUCAGGUCUGUGUUCAGACACAUGUGCAACGUCCCUUGAAGUCAAUAGUAAUGGUGCAUGUCCUGAUAUAGGAAGUCUAAAGCCUUAAUGAAUAAGGGCUGGAUCCUGCACUGGUGCUGAUAUUUCGUCACCAGAAAUACCAUGAAAGCCAAUAUUGGUGAAGUGGGAAUUUCACACAAACCUAAGGGAAGAGAUGUUCUCCGUCAAACAACUUUUUAAGUACCACUUAGCACUUGUUACCUACCAAUGCGGAGAAACGUUUGUACCUGGCUCUAAGGAUCCCUUCUACUGAGUACAGUGAGCUAGCACAGCACUCGAUCCAAUAUGUAUUGACAUCACCAGAAAGACUCCUACUGACUUCAAAGGGUAUUGGCUACAGCCUUUACUCAAUGCUGUUUAAAGGGACCGUCAACUUGACAACCCCAUUUCUGUCUGACUAUUGACUUACUUUGUACAUUUGGCCCUUUGGCCCAAAUCCUCCAAGGUAUUUAGACACCAAACUCCCUUUGAUUUCAAUAGGAGUUAGGUGCCUAAAUACUGUAGGAUCUGCAACUUUCUGCAUUCCCUUCUAUAGUCAGCCAGUUUUCCCCAUUGCUUUUCAUGCAGCAACCAGGAAGGGGGAGGACAUUACAAAUAAUAACAAUUUGAUUGUAACAACCCAAAACUUGGGAGUAGGAUCGCGGAACAGGGAUCAUUUUCAUCACAUUUCUUUUAAUGGACUAGAUUUCAAGUUGAAGGUGUCCCUUUAAUUAAACAGAUGAGGUAGUAUUUUGAAAUCACACUAUUGUCCUGUCAUGUGACAACAAAUCAUUUAGACUCUCGCUGCCCAUUGGCCUUUUGAGCUCCAAAGGCCAAUAUCUGACUUCAAGAUGGCAGCACCAGCCAUUUCGUUAGCCACAGUGUUGGUGUCUGAUCACAGAUGUUGGUAACGUUUCAUGAGCAAAAUGCAAGGCAGUCCAUCGCAAUGAAAAACACUCUGCAACAAAACACCAGAGACAGCCUUGUUCUGCUGCCUCAGGUUGAAUCUGCUCCCGUGUUGCCUCUUCUGUUUUGUUUCCCAUCUUGUAAGACUGUCUUUACUCCACUAUGGGAAAGAACUUAGCGAGCAGCAGUUUAAUGCAUGACAAUCCUCUUAUUACUCCUAAGAGCGCAGCUGUAAAUAAUUAACGACUUGAGAAAUAGAGAUUUUUUUUUUAAAUUGUUGACUUUAUUUUCUUUCUUGACUGGCUAUUAGCGACCUUCUUAAAGGAUUUCUUAUGGAAACUGUGAUCUCUCUGUCUCUCGGUCUCGAGGUGUGUGUUUCGAAUGCUUUCUGGUGCAAUGUUUAAUGCUGUUUGUAUUUCUGAAGUGUAAUUUUCAACCUUUGCUGGAAACCUAAUUCGCCUGGUUUUAAUUGGUGGGGCUCAGAGUCCUGCAAUUUUUUGCAGCUUUUAGCUUUUUUGAUAAGUUAAAGCAAGGAAAAAUGUUAAGCAAAUAAAUAAAACACAACAAACUUCUGAGGAGAGGUUUGAAACAGAAACUGGAUGACGGAGACCAAUGAUCUGAGUGGAUGAGGAAGAUUCUUCCAACCCAAGUAUUAAUCUCCUGCUAUACUACGCCAGACGGGACUGUACAGUCUCUUCACUGAAUUAGAUCAUCCCGCCAUCUGCUGUACAUACUCUCUCAAACUCCAACUGAAAUAAAUAAAUAAAAAAUUCAUAUUUUAACAAA